UCGACUCUGAGUCUUUUACUGCACACUAAUUUCAGAUGUAUUGUAAAGAGGGGAGAGGAGAUUUUAAUCACCCCUGUCGCUUUAAGGACACUUAUCAAAGCUUUGCAUUAUGCGAAAGGGAAAAAUACGAUGAGCCACGAGCCAACUGAGCAACCAAGAACGGUAUUCUGGAGUGGAUGUAUAACUUACACAGGCCUGGAAUAGCCGAUGCCGUUACCUUAUGGGGUUUGAUCACAGUGGAUGGUCGAAUGCUGAAGCAGCUAAACGAGGAUCAUUUUUGAAAAUAUUGCGCAUAGCCUAAGUAGCGAGAGACUUGGAUAUCCCAGCACACAUACAGUAGCUUUUAUCGCGCAAGGUUUAGCCUACGGUGGAACUUGUCAGAGGAAUAUGUUUUAUCGUUGAAACUCGCUAUUAGCCCACAGAGAGGAUUAUCAACUUGUAUAUUAUCUCAUCCAUAAUCGAUAAGUACCUAAUACGCAUUUGACGGAUAUUAUCCAGACUGCUUUUUGACAGCGGAUCAUGGAUUGGGUGGUGGAAAACAACGGCCAGCGACAUGAUUUCUCUUCGCUGUCUGUGGUAUGCAGCUAUUAACAUUGUGUUGUUCUAAUGCAACAAAGUUGCAAACUGGAAUGCUUAAAUUGUAACUAUUUCGCGGUUUUGCACCUGCUUAUGUGAAUAACGCGUCGACCUUAGCCAGUAGGCUACCGGAUCGGUUCAAAUACGUGAGGAUAUGCAUCGCUUCUUCGCCUGCAUGUAAUAUUUGAACAUUUGUUUAUUGUAUUCCGGAGGUUUAUAUUCAAGGUCAUUCCGUGAAUCUGAUUACAUAGAUGCAUUAUUUAUACAUACGUAUCUACUCGUGAAAACACUAAGCAUAGUCUCUUAUUUCGGUUGGCCACACAGGGAAUCCGCUUUACGUUAGGUGAUCUGGAGUGAUUUUGUCAUUGCAACAUUUCUAAAAUGGAUGGAAAAUUGAAGCAGAGCCGGAGAUCCCGUUCCAAACGUGAGAGGGUACGGAGACGGGAGGCGGUGGGCAGGGAUGCCCGCAGUCCGAACCUUUCGUCUUGUUCAGAUAGGGAGCAAAGUCCUGGGAGGGAUCUCGCCUCCCAUAAUGGUAAAAAGGCUUUACACUCGACACCCUCGGCCAGAACCUCGCGCCCCCCUCGUCGAAAGAGACGAGAAUCCAGUUCUCAAGAAGAGGAUAUCAUUGAUGGAUUUGCCAUUACCAGUUUCGUCAGCCUGGACUGUUUGGAGAAGACGAAGGGUCUGAUGUCUAAAGAGCGUAAAGAGAAGAAGAAGAAAGAGAGGACAGAGGAGAAGCAACAGCAAGUGACGGUGGUAAAGAGACAGAAGGAGGAGAACGAGGAGGAGGAGGAGAACGUCAUGCCCAUGACCCUGGACGCCCUGGAGAAUGGCUUCAUCAACCACGCCCAGAGGGAGCAGGAGAGGAUGAACGAUCGGCUGCUGAAGAAAACAUACUCCAAGAAAAAAAAACAGAUCAAAGCUCUGCAGGUUCGUCCGGUGAGGCUGGAUGAGGAUGGGGCCAUGCAGGAGAUCAACAGGCCCAACCGAAGCACGUCUAAAGAGCCCCUGAGUGAGAGCUCCACUCUCUCGCUGUCAGGCCGGGGCUACUCGUUCACUUCUUUAAAAAGAGACAAGCACCAGUUUGGGAGCCAUGAGUGUGACAGUGAGAGUGACGUUGAUGACAAGGUAUCUGAUGUAGGAUCCGAAAAACUCUUCUCCCCCACUGCACCCAAAGGUGUGUCGACGAAUGAGAAUCCAGAGUCCAAGACUGUCAGCUCGGCUAAAGUCUCUGGGCUCCAGCGAAGCCAGGAGCAGAGUAACGAGGUGUCCUUUGCCCCGGCCGUGUCCAGCCCCACGCCGGCCUCACCGCCUUCGGGCUCCCCUGCCCCUGCUGCCACACAGGCAGCACCCCCGCAGCCCCUCCCCAGGGCGCGGCUUGCCUCCCCACCCCCCCUCCUCAUCAAGAGAGAGCAGGACCGGGUGCCGCCCAUCCCCACCCCUCCUCUACUGAGGGCCCAGCCGCACCCCCUCCAGGAGCACCGGGUCCCCGUCUCCCUCCCACUUCCCCAGCACCAACACCACUCCAGGCCACUCAUCAACCACCAGGCGCACCAGCACCACCCACUCCAGUACAGCAGCCUGCACAGUGUCAGCGGCUCCAGUGCAGGGCUCCCCAAACACCACCACCUGCCCCCAUCCCCCCACCACCUGAACAGCCUCCCCUCCUCCGCCCCAGCCCUGCCCCUGUCCAUAGCCAACCUCUCUACCUCGCACUAUUCCUCCCUGCGAAGUCCGGCCCAUCGCCAUCCGGCCAUGUUCGCAACCCCCGCCACACUGCCGCCACCUCCGACCUUACCCACCAACAGCCUUGUGGUCCCUGGGCACCCCGCUGGCACCCCCUACCCAGAGCAUGACCUCCUGCGGCAGGAGCUGAACAACCGCUUCCUGGUUCAGAGUUCAGAGGGGCGGAGUCGGGGGCCGUCCUCCACGGGGUCCCCGCUGGCCCCUGUGUCACUGUUGAGGGGAGAGUUUCAUCAACACCAGCACAUGCAUCAGCACCAACACACCCACCAGCACACCUUUACUCCCUUCCCGCCCAGUCUGCCCCCGGCCGCCAUCAUUACUCCGCCCACUGCACCCCCCAUGGUGCGUACCCCGGCCAGAAAUUUCGACAAAUACGCUCCAAAAUUGGACAAUCCAUUUAUUAGACAUUCAAAUUUCUUCCCAUCCUACCCCCCCACAAUGCCUGGCAUGCCCCCCCUGCUGCCUCACUCAGGACCCUUCAGCUCACUGCAAGGAGCCUUCCAGCCCAAGUCCUCCAACCCCAUAGACGUGGCGUCGCGUCCGGGGGCAGUACCUCACACGCUCCUCCAGAAGGAUCCACGGGUAUCAGAUCCUUUCAGGACGUCAGUCAGAAAACCUGGAAAGUGGUGUGCGGUGCAUGUCCAGAUCGCCUGGCAGAUCUACCAUCACCAGCAGAAGAUGAAGCAGAUGCAGCUGGACCCUCACAAACUGGACAUGAAUGGGAAGCUGGACCUGUUCAGUCGCCCCCCUGCCCCAGGGGUGUUUCCUGGGUUCCCUUACACACACGACCUGGCCCGACCCAUGUUCUCCUCCACAGGUUCUGGCCAUCCCGCGGCCUCGCCAUAUGGUCCCUCCCCCCACCACAGUGGCUUCCUGCCUCCAAGCCACUUGGCAGGUAAGUAUCCUUUCAGUCGCUCCAGUACCUUUGGCGGCCUCGGCAACCUUUCAACCAGUGCCUUCGGAGGAUUAGGCAACCCCUCGCUUGGCUCCAACAGUGUCUUUGGCCAUAAAGAGGGCCCUGGGGGCCUGCCUGGAUUCGGCAGCCCUCACCACGACACCUGGAACAGGCUCCACCGAACCCCACCCUCCUUCCCCACCCCACCGCAGUGGCCAAAGUCGGCAGACACGGAGCGCAGCAACUCAGUCAACAGCCACGAGCGAGAGAGAGAACGAGAGCGAGAGCGGGAACGGGAGAGGGAGAGAGAGAGAGAAAGAGAGCGAGAGAGAGAGAAAAGGGAUUCGUCCAUUGGCAAAGAGGAGAAGGAUAAAGACAGGUAUGUCAGAGAUUCGAUUGAACGGAACCGCCACUCGAACCGUUCAUCUCCAGCGUCGGCCCCAACCAGCUACCAGAUCAGCAGCCUGAUUCGCUCAAACAGCCAGAACUCCAGCGACUCGGGUCGUCAUCACAGCAGCAGCGUGGACCGGGUCCGGGAGGCCGAGAAGGAGCUCCUGGAGCGCCACAGGGAGGCCGCCGUGCUCGGGGACGUCAAAGUGAAGGAGAGCCGCUCUCCUGGAGGAGGGAAGGAGUUGACAGACAGACGCUCCUCAGAGGACUCCAUCAAGCCAGCCCAUCGCACGCCCUCCCCCUACUCUAAGGCGGUGCUGUCGGACACAGGCAUUAAGAUGGCUGGUGGCCCCCCGCCCACGCUACUCAGGGACGGCGACAGGGACCGGAAGGAGGGUCCACCUUCCUCCGGGGGGGACCUGCUGCUGCACAAGGUGAAAAACGACAUGAAGAUCAAGGAGGAGCACAAGGAGGACCAGGAGGUGAUGGUGGUGAGCUCUGAGCCCGCCCCUCAGCCUGCUCCUCCUCCGCAGCCUCUACCUCCUCCACCCCCCCAGCCUGGCCACCACCACCACCACCCUCCACUGUCACAGCAGCCCCCACCGCCCUCCCCGCGCUGCAGUGACAUGCCCACCCACGGCUCCCUGCACGGGGUCCACAUGGCCCACUCCCUGCCCCUGUCCAUGAGCGCCAUGCACCAGAUGGGCAGCCUGAACGUGCUGGACCGGGCCCGCAUGGCGCCCUUCAUGGGGGUGAGCCCCCUGGCCGCUGCCGCUGCCGGACGAGACCGGAUGUCUCACCAAGCCUUCCCCUGGGACCCGCUGAGGGAGGCCUACCGCAGCCUGGACCUGCAGCGCAGGAUGGACUUCCAGCUGAGGGCCGAACAGGCCCAGCGCUUCCCCGGCAUGUACGAGCAGGAGCGGGCCUACCGGGAGAGAGAGGCCCACGACUACUCCCACCACGAACACAUGCUGGAGGUGCGGAGGGAACACGAGCGGAUGAGGCAACAGGCCGAGGAGAGGGAGCGCCAACAUCUGAGGGAGGAGCUUGACCGGGCGCGCCUCCACCAGCUACACCAAUCACCCAUGGAGGGCCACCUGCCACACAUGCCCCCCUUCAUGCCCCACCUGGGAGGAAUGCCCUACCCCAGACUCAGCCCGUCCACUGGGCACAACGGCCUGCUCAACCGGACACCCCCCACUGCUGCACUUAGCGCCCCCCCUCCCCUAGUGCCAGCGGGCAACGCCAGACCAGCCUCCCCCAGAAGGACUACCCCCCUCACCACCCAGGAUCCCCGGGAUUACUCACCCUCCCGCAACCCUAAGGAAGUGGAGGCACGGUAGCUUCCCUUCACAGACAAAGGGCAUGGAUGCUUAUAAAGACCCACUCACCAGUUUGGAACCUUGUAGAGUGAACAAAAUGCACUGCUUUUCAAUGAAGAAAGGCAUAGAAACAGUAGGUUAAUUAAAGAUCUGUAAGGCUGAAGAAGCACAUGCCAUGCUUUUAUUUUAUAUGGACAGGCUAAAGAGAAUGUUGGGAAGAAGAACAUGAUUCUAAAAGCGUGUAUAUUAAUUUCCAACUGAAUAUUUGAUAUUAAUAUAUUAAUCCAAUCCCUUUUGAUGAUUUCGCGCGAGAUGUUUGAUUCUGAUUUCAAUGGGUUUGUACAUUUCCUAUCCUUGUUCCAUGUAUAGACAUCAUUUUUAUGAAUUUGUAUUUGGUGCGUUAGCCGCUUCUUUUCCAUAUUUAUCCCAGUCCAUCGUGAGACGUAUGAAUGAUUAUGCACCACAGUACAGACUUCAGUUUUUACCCUUACCAUAGUAAUUUAACCUCACGGUACCUGGAAAUGCUCAUUACUGAUUUUGUACAAAGUUACAUUAAAGAAUUUGUUGCGUUUUAUUUGUUUUGCCUUUGAGAUAUGCAGACAAAUAUAUAUUAUGAGGUCUUUGUUCGGUCUCUGUAAAGAAAAGUCAUGUAAAUAUCUUGUUGAUAUUCCUUGCAGCAAAAUUACAGUGUACAUUUAUUAGCCUUUUUAAAUGUUUCUAGAAAAACAAAUGAAAUCAAAACAGAACCACUUCCAGAUUGGAAACCAUGGUAAUAGACGAGCCCGUCCAAUGGGAGGAAGAAGGGCGGGCUUCAGAAGUGGGGCUGGAAUGAUCAUCUGCAAUCUAUGCAAAGAGGCACUGAGCACCCCGAUGGAAAGUAACCUGGAAUGGAAUGAACUAAUGGAUAAUGUUGCUUCAAUGAGAGAAACUCUGAUUAACUCAACGUGUUUUUCUUUCCAAUGAUGGGAAAUUACAAAACUAUAGACCUCCCGGUUACAGAUAAACUAUGCCAGAAGCUUACAUACAGCCCCAGUGAAAUGAAUGGACAGAAAAGGAAGACACUUUUGAUUGGGCGGCACUAGGACUUUCUCUGUCGACAGUUGUGGUGUUGUGCAGUUGUUUUUCUUAGACUCUUGUAUACAAAGCAAGUACUGUAGAGUUUUAGGCGUGCAAAAAAAUGAAAAAGAACAUUCAUGGUUUAAAAUUGUACGGAAUAAAGUUUGGACCUAA
Esox lucius (northern pike) is the source of this 6162-nucleotide messenger RNA. It is a transcript of the gene fbrsl1, whose product is annotated as fibrosin-like 1. Bases 958 to 4953 code for a protein of 1331 amino acids. The transcript is spliced from 20 exons. The record is from RefSeq and is a predicted model, not a curated record. Lineage: Eukaryota; Metazoa; Chordata; Actinopteri; Esociformes; Esocidae.